Messenger RNA from Emys orbicularis (European pond turtle), 3483 nucleotides. RefSeq names its product ABL proto-oncogene 2, non-receptor tyrosine kinase (gene ABL2). The transcript is spliced from 11 exons. The coding region runs from base 1 to 3483 and encodes 1160 amino acids. NCBI's taxonomy places the organism in Eukaryota, Metazoa, Chordata, Testudines, Emydidae. The record is from RefSeq and is a predicted model, not a curated record. Gene Ontology annotation, molecular function: non-membrane spanning protein tyrosine kinase activity; ATP binding; protein binding. Gene Ontology annotation, biological process: protein phosphorylation; regulation of apoptotic process.
AUGGGCCAGCAGGUGGGCCGCGUCGGGGAGCCGGGAGCCGGGCUCCAGCAGCAGCCGCCGCCGCCUCAGCAGCCCAGGGGAGCGCGGGGGAGCAGCGCGGCCAGGCCCGCGGGCCGCAAGCGGGAGGCGGCCGGGCGCACCGCGGAGAGCGGCUUCAAUAUCUUCACCCAGCACGAGGCCCUUCACCGCCCCUAUGGUUGUGAUGUUGAACCCCAGGCACUGAAUGAAGCCAUCAGGUGGAGCUCUAAGGAGAACCUGCUUGGAACCACUGAGAGCGAUCCCAAUCUUUUUGUUGCACUUUAUGAUUUUGUAGCAAGUGGCGACAACACACUCAGCAUCACCAAAGGUGAGAAGCUACGAGUCCUGGGUUACAACCAGAAUGGUGAAUGGAGUGAGGUAUGUUCUAAGAAUGGGCAGGGAUGGGUGCCAAGCAACUAUAUCACACCAGUGAACAGCCUGGAGAAGCAUUCCUGGUAUCAUGGGCCCGUGUCACGCAGUGCAGCAGAGUAUCUGCUGAGCAGUCUCAUCAAUGGCAGCUUCCUGGUUCGUGAAAGUGAGAGCAGCCCAGGGCAGCUGUCCAUCUCCCUCCGGUACGAGGGGCGUGUUUACCACUACAGGAUCAAUACCACCGCAGAUGGAAAGGUGUAUGUGACAGCCGAAAGCCGCUUCAACACAUUAGCAGAGCUAGUUCACCAUCAUUCUACAGUGGCAGAUGGACUGGUGACAACCUUGCAUUACCCAGCACCCAAGUGCAAUAAGCCCACAGUCUAUGGAGUGUCCCCCAUCCAUGACAAGUGGGAAAUGGAACGAACGGAUAUCACCAUGAAGCACAAACUUGGGGGAGGGCAGUAUGGUGAAGUGUACGUUGGUGUCUGGAAGAAAUACAAUCUCACGGUUGCUGUGAAAACACUAAAGGAAGAUACCAUGGAAGUGGAGGAGUUCUUGAAAGAAGCUGCUGUGAUGAAGGAAAUCAAGCACCCAAAUCUAGUGCAAUUAUUAGGUGUAUGCACCCUGGAGCCACCCUUUUACAUUGUGACGGAAUAUAUGCCAUAUGGGAACCUGCUGGACUACCUACGAGAAUGCAACCGGGAGGAGGUGAGCGCAGUCGUGCUGCUCUACAUGGCCACUCAGAUCUCCUCUGCUAUGGAGUACUUGGAGAAGAAGAAUUUCAUCCACAGGGACCUAGCGGCUCGAAACUGCUUGGUAGGAGAAAACCACGUGGUGAAGGUGGCUGACUUCGGCUUAAGUCGAUUGAUGACUGGAGAUACCUACACAGCUCAUGCUGGAGCCAAGUUUCCUAUCAAGUGGACAGCACCUGAGAGCCUGGCCUAUAACACCUUCUCAAUUAAAUCAGAUGUGUGGGCCUUUGGGGUGCUAUUAUGGGAAAUUGCCACCUACGGGAUGUCACCAUACCCAGGUAUUGACCUCUCACAGGUGUACGAUCUGCUGGAGAAGGGAUAUCGGAUGGAACAACCAGAGGGGUGCCCUCCAAAAGUUUAUGAACUGAUGAGGGCAUGCUGGAAGUGGAAUCCCCCAGACCGACCAUCCUUUGCUGAGACCCAUCAAGCCUUUGAAACAAUGUUCCAUGACUCCAGCAUCUCUGAAGAGGUGGCAGAGGAGCUUGGAAGAACAGCCUCCUCCUCAUCCAUAGUUCCCUACUUGCCCCGGUUACCCAUGCUUCCCUCCAAGACUAGGACUCUGAAGAAACAGGCAGAGAAUAAGGAGAAUAUUGAAGGAACACAAGAUACUGUGGAGCAUUCGGCUUCCAGCUCAGCACCAGGGUUUAUCAGAAGCACACAGCCAACAAGUGGAUCUCCAGCACUGCCUCGCAAACAAAGGGACAAGUCCCCCAGCGGCCUCUUGGAAGAUGCUAAAGAGACCACUUUCACCAGGGACAGAAAGGGUGGCUUUUUCAGCUCCUUUAUGAAGAAGAGGAAUGCCCCCACACCUCCAAAGCGUAGCAGUUCCUUCCGUGAGAUGGAGAAUCAGCCCCACAAGAAAUAUGAGCUCACGGGUAACUUUUCAUCUGUUGCUUCCUUGCAGCAUGUUGAUGGAUUUUCUUUUACUCCCACCCAGCAGGAUGCAAGCCUGGCCCCAGCCAAGUGCUACAGUGGGGGCUUUGCACAGAGGAACUUCUACAGUGAUGACAGUGGUGGUACCAGCAGUGGUGGGAGUGCAAGCACUGGUGGUGGGUGGUCAGGCAUCACAGGUUUCUUUACACCACGCUUAAUUAAAAAGACACUGGGUUUACGAGCAGGGAAACCCACGGGUGCCGAAGAAGCUUCAAAGCCUUUUCCAAGGUCAAAUUCUACAUCUUCCAUGUCUUCGGGGCCUCCCGAGCAGGAUAGGAUGGCAAUGACUCUUCCUAGAAAUUGCCAGAGGUCAAAAAUCCAGCUGGAAAGGACAGUGUCCACCUCCUCUCAGCCAGAGGAGAGCAUAGGUAGAUCCACUGACCUGCUUCCCAAAAGGCUUGAAGAAGGCCCUGCUCUGACCAGAGAGAGACCGAAAGCCAAACUCUUGCCAAGAGGUGCCACCGCUCUUCCAGUCAGAACCUCUUCAGGGGAUUCAGCUGUUGCAGAGAAGGACUGUCCAGGUCUGGCAACAACCACCCCUAAGAGCAAAGAAAAAAACAGUGGUACACGGCAAGGAGCCCUAGAAGAUGGAGAGAGACCAGGAUGGUCUUCUCCAGCAAAGGCUGCAGCAAUACUUCCAACCACUCAUAACCACAAAGUGCCAGUCCUAAUCUCACCCACUCUAAAACAUACUCCAGCAGACGUGCAGCUUAUUGGCACAGACUCUCAGGGUAAUAAAUUUAAGCUCUUAUCUGAGCAUCAGGUCACAUCUUCCGGCGACAGGGACCGGCCCAGACGGGUAAAACCAAAGUGUGCCCCACCUCCACCACCAGUAAUGAGGCUCCUGCAGCAGUCGCCCGUUUGCUCAGACACAGCAGAAGAGUUGAGCAACACCGCAGCAGUGCAGCAUGGACUGGAAACAAGUGAAGGUGGUAAAAAGGCAGUGGUGGCACAUGGUGGUGGAAAAGCUGGGAGGCCCAUGAUGCCGCCCCCUCAAGUGCCUCUGUCAUCAUCUUCCACCUCACCAGCGAAAAUGGCCAAUGGCACAGCGGGUGCUAAAGUGGCAUUAAGAAAGACCAAACAGGCGGCUGAGAAAAUCUCAGCGGACAAAAUCAGCAAAGAGGCGCUGCUGGAGUGUGCAGACCUCCUCUCGAGUGCCAUUGCCGAGCCAACGCCAAACAGCCAGCUGGUGGAUACGGGGCACCAGCUGUUGGAUUACUGCUCAGGCUAUGUGGACUGCAUCCCACAAACACGCAACAAAUUUGCCUUCCGGGAAGCCGUGAGCAAACUGGAACUCAGCCUGCAGGAACUGCAGGUGUCCUCAACAGCUGCUAGUGUGCCCGGAGCAAACCCCGUCCUUAAUAACUUAUUGUCAUGUGUCCAAGAAAUCAGUGAUGUGGUUCAAAGGUAG